Molecule: messenger RNA, 2804 nt
Organism: Bombina bombina (fire-bellied toad)
Lineage: Eukaryota; Metazoa; Chordata; Amphibia; Anura; Bombinatoridae
Gene: FSCN1
Product: fascin actin-bundling protein 1
Exons: 6
Coding region: 1-1770 (589 amino acids)
Biological process (GO): establishment or maintenance of cell polarity; actin filament bundle assembly; cell migration
Cellular component (GO): cell projection membrane; actin cytoskeleton; growth cone
Molecular function (GO): protein-macromolecule adaptor activity; actin filament binding
Source: RefSeq, a predicted model, not a curated record
AUGGAGGACGUCGGAGGAGCAGAAGAAGAAGAUAUUGCAGUCGCAAUGAAGGACAAGAAAGAAGAGACAGCAGAUGCAGCUGAAGGAGGUAUAGCAGCGAAUAAGGAGCCCACAGAAGACAGAUUGUGCUCCUGGUCCAUGCCUCCCAUCCCUGUAUCCUUCAGUCUCCUCCAGAUGUGGCCCCGCCCCUCACAUGACGUCACCGAGUCUAUAAAGGCGGCAGCAGCAGGCGGGCAGGCGGCAGUGGAGCACCAGAGCUCCCGGUAUUUGUUGUCUGUGUCCCGCGUUUCUCACCCUCGGGUCACCAUGAGCGGGCCGCUGCAGCUCGGGCUCAUUAACUGCUCCGGGAAGUACCUGACGGCCGAGGCGUUCGGGUUUAAGAUUAAUGCGUCCGCCAGCAGCCUGAAGAAGAAGCAGGUGUGGUCGCUGGAGGCGGCAGGGGAGGGCGGGGAGCCGGGGGAGAGCGGGGCCACAGUGCUGCUGCGGAGCCACCUGGGCCGGUUCCUGAGCGCGGACAAGGAUGGGCGCGUGUCCGGCGAGAGCGAAGCCCCCGGGCCAGACUGCCGCUUCGUGGUGACGGCGCAGGGGGACGGGCGCUGGGCGCUCAUGUCAGAACCGCACGGGCGGUACCUGGGCGGCUGCGAGGACCGGAUCAGCUGCUUCGCCCCGUCCGUGGGUGCAGCGGAGCGCUGGAGCGUGCACCUUGCCGUGCACCCGCAGGUCACCCUGUAUAGCGCCAGCCGUAAGCGCUACGCCGCAGCCCGCGGGGACGCUCUAUGUGUGGAGCGGGACGUGCCGUGGGGUCUGAGCGCGCUCAUCACGCUCCUCUACCAGGAUGCGCGCUACCGGCUGCAGAGCGCGGACCACCGGCUGCUGGGGAGGGACGGGCAGCUGCAGGAGGACGCGGGGCCGGACACCGGGUACACGCUGGAUAUCUGGGGCGGAAAGGUGGCGUUCAGGGCCGAGGACGGGCACUACCUCAGCCCCACCGGACCCAGCGGGACGCUCCGCGCGGGCAGGAGCACCAAGGCCGGCAGGGACGAGCUCUUUGUGCUGGAGAGAAGCUGCCCCCAGAUCGUACUGACCGCGGCCAACGGGAGGAACGUGUCUACCCGGCAAGGGAUUGACUUGUCAGCCAAUCAGGACGAGGAGAGUGACCAGGAGACCUUUCAGCUGGAAAUCAACAAAGACACAAAGAAGUGCGCUUUCCGGACCUACACUGGGAAAUACUGGGCCUUGUCCAGUAACGGUGGGAUCCAGGCCUCUGCUUCCACCCUGAAUGAUAACUGUUACUUUGAUAUUGAUUGGUGCGACCGCAGAAUCACACUUAGGGCAGCAAACGGAAAAUAUGUUGCAGCCAAGAAGAAUGGGCAGCUGGCAGCCGCUGUGGAUUCUGCAACGGAGACAGAGCAAUUCCUGAUGAAACUGAUUAAUCGUCCUCUCAUUGUCCUGCGUGGAGAGCACGGAUUCAUAGCCUGCCGCAAAAUGACUGGAACCCUUGACUCAAACCGCUCAUGUUAUGAUGUCUUUCAACUGGAAUUUAAUGAUGGGGCAUAUAACCUGAAGGAUUCCACAGGGAAAUACUGGGCGGUGGGGAGCGAUAUGUCUGUGACCAGCAGUGGUGACUCUCCUGUAGAUUUCUUCUUUGAGUUCUGCGAUCACAACAAGGUAGCAAUCAAGGUGAAUGGCCUGUACAUGAAAGGUGACCACGCCGGUGUUCUCAAAGCCAACGCAGAGACCAUAGACCCUUCUGCACUCUGGGAAUACUAAGCGCAUUUACCAGAGGCCACAUCCGGCCAUGAAUCGUCUCCUUGUGCCUCUGUCUGGUCUUGCAGGACAUUAGACACAAAGCUUUGGUUGCAGAGGAACUUGCUUUUUAUUUCGCCAAUUUCUUGCCCAACAUUUUCACAGAACUUUGUAUGGUGUAGGAUGCUGGGCCCCAAACAACUAACAGUCCAUCCAUUCCCCCAAGUCUUGACAGAUAAAAGGUCCAGUAUAAAUGGGGCUCCUUGUGGUAUCCACCUACAGCAGCUCCUGUUACUGGCUCUAGUUGUCCUGUUGCUGACCAUAGUAAUAGUCCAUUAGAUACACUCGGCUCUGCUACACUGAGAGCCCUGAGCAAGGAGGGCGUUGGCCAAGCUUUUUGUGGGACACUCUUUAACCCAUGGAUUGCCAGCAAUUGUUGCAACUUUUUUCAUGUGCAUCAAGCCAUCUUUGGCAGCCAGUGGGUUAAUUGCUGUCUCUCUAAAGCAGAUACCUUUGGACCAAAACUGCAGUUUGAAUGUUUAACUUGUUUAGGGUUCUCAUUCACACGGCAGUUUAUUGCAGGUACUGAGAGAUUUACCUGUUCAGCUUUCCUGGAAUUUCUGCAUAUUCUGCACAUUUCUGUAGUUUAUACUUUGUGGCCUCCCCUCCCUAUUAUACUGGCUGGAAGUGGAGAGGAAUUUAAACCAAAUCAGUAUUAGUUACCUAUUUAUAUCGUGCGCUCCUCAUCUCAACGGUGUGAUACAAUAGUGUCUGGCAUAUUGUGAGGCAUGCCUACUCGGGUGGUGCUGGCACAAUGUGACCUGUGGGGCAACUGGAAUAACCUGUGAUCUAGUGUUGUCAUCUCAUAUUCUGUUAUCUGCCCCUGUGGCCUUAACAUCACCCGGUAACUUGUGGGGGUGGCGGGUACAUACCUUAUUGCCCCUGCUUGUUCCCUGUGAUCUGGUGCUGGAUCCCCUGCUCAUGUCCCCCUCUCAAUCUGUGAAGUUGCCACUCACUGACAAUGUCAAGUGCCAUUUAAAUAAAAAAAGCUGAAGAAA